UACAUGUGUGAGUGCAUGUUUAUGUGUGUGCAUGUGUAUAUAUGUAUGUGUGUAUAUGUGUGCAUUGCAUGGAUGUAUGUGUGCAUGUAUGCAUUUGUGUAUAUGUACAUGUGCAUGUGUGAGUGCAUGUUUAUGCGUGUGCAUGUGUAUAUAUGUAUGUGUGUAUAUGUGUGUAUGCAUUUAUGUGUGCAUAUAUGUAUGUGUAUAUGUGCAUGUGCAUGUGUAUGCAAAUGUGUACAUGUGCGUGUCCUCAGAGGGUUUCUCUCACUUUGGAGGUGCAGGUCUCCCUAGCAGGUGGUCCCACUGUCUCCCUAGCAGGUGCACCCACUGUCUCCCUAGCAGGUGGUCCCACUGUCUCCCUAGCAGGUGCACCCACUGUCUCCCUAGCAGGUGGUCCCACUGUCUCCCUAGCAGGUGCACCCACUGUCUCCCUAGCAGGUGCACCCACUGUCUCCCUAGCAGGUGGUCCCACUGUCUCCCUAGCAGGUGCACCCACUGUCUCCCUAGCAGGUGCACCCACUGUCUCCCUAGCAGGUGGUCCCACUGUCUCCCUAGCAGGUGCACCCACUGUCUCCCUAGCAGGUGCACCCACUGUAUCCCUAGCAGGUGCACCCACUGUCUCCCUAGCAGGUGGUCCCACUGUCUCCCUAGCAGGUGCACCCACUGUCUUCCUAGCAGGUGCACCCACUGUCUCCCUAGCAGGUGGUCCCACUGUCUCCCUAGCAGGUGCACCCACUGUCUCCCUAGCAGGUGGUCCCACUGUCUCCCUAGCAGGUGCACCCACUGUCUCCCUAGCAGGUGCACCCACUGUCUCCCUAGCAGGUGCACCCACUGUCUUCCUAGCAGGUGCACCCACUGUCUCCCUAGCAGGUGGUCCCACUGUCUCCCUAGCAGGUGCACCCACUGUCUCCCUAGCAGGUGGUCCCAUGUUGCCGCAGGCAUGUCACAGAUGCUCUCCUGGGGCCGCUGGGCCUCCCCUCUGUGUCCUCUCACGCUCCAGCCCCUGCCUGGGCUCCACACCUCCUCCGGUGCCCUCCGUCUCUCCGUGGCUCUGACUCCAGCCCGCACCAGCUCACUGGGUUUGGUGGGCAAGGCCCCUUAACCCAAGUACCUCUUUCCCUGUGGUUCCUGUCUCAGCCAGCCUGGCUCUGUGCCUUUGGGCCUCUCUGCCUUCCUCUGAAGGCACGAAUUAGGACGGCUUCAGAACCCGAGGUGGCUCUGGGGCAGUUAUCGGGUGGCUCUGCCUCUCCGGCCCUGGCCGGGCCUUGGAGCCCAGAGCUCUCCGAGCGUGGGGAGAGGCAGAGGCUGUGAAGUCCUGGGGCUCA
Molecule: messenger RNA, 1325 nt
Organism: Oryctolagus cuniculus (rabbit)
Lineage: Eukaryota; Metazoa; Chordata; Mammalia; Lagomorpha; Leporidae
Source: RefSeq, a predicted model, not a curated record